AUGGCCUCGCAGGCAGUGAAGCAGCGCAAUACCAUCAGCUUGCGAGGUUCGGCACAGAUCGUCGCAGAGUUCUUCAACUACGCCGUCAAUAGCAUAUUGUACCAGCGGGGUAUCUACCCGCAGGAAACCUUCCAGCAGAAGAAGAACUAUGGGCUGGCCAUGAUGGUGACAAAGGACGACGGCCUGCUGGCCUACCUCACAAACGUCACAAAGCAGAUGACAGACUGGCUGGAGAAGGGCCUGCUGCAGCGGCUGGUGCUGGUUGUCACCAGCGCAUUCACGGGGGAGGUGCUGGAGCGGUGGACGUUCGAGGUGCAGACAGACGAGGCCACGCUCAACGGAGGGGCGGCGCCUGAGAAGCCUGAGAAGGAGAUCACGGCUGAGAUCCAGGCCAUCAUCCGCCAGAUCACGGCCAGCAUCACCUUCCUGCCGCUGCUGGAGGACCCCUGCACCUUUGACCUGUUGGUCUACACGGACACCAAGUCGUCCGUUCCCGACGAGUGGGAGGAGAGUGACCCUCGCUACAUCACAAAUGCGACAGACGUGAAGCUGCGGUCCUUCACGACAAAGGUGCACAAGGUGGACACGGUCGUGUCGUACCGCCUCGCGGAUGCAUGA
This is a messenger RNA of Monoraphidium neglectum, 618 nucleotides long. RefSeq names its product Mitotic spindle assembly checkpoint protein MAD2A. The coding region runs from base 1 to 618 and encodes 205 amino acids. The transcript has 8 exons. Gene Ontology annotation, biological process: mitotic spindle assembly checkpoint signaling. NCBI's taxonomy places the organism in Eukaryota, Viridiplantae, Chlorophyta, Chlorophyceae, Sphaeropleales, Selenastraceae. Gene Ontology annotation, cellular component: kinetochore; nucleoplasm; cytoplasm. The record is from RefSeq and is a predicted model, not a curated record.